Paraphaeosphaeria sporulosa is the source of this 1578-nucleotide messenger RNA. RefSeq names its product FAD dependent oxidoreductase. Bases 99 to 1427 code for a protein of 442 amino acids. The record is from RefSeq and is a predicted model, not a curated record. The transcript has 2 exons. NCBI's taxonomy places the organism in Eukaryota, Fungi, Ascomycota, Dothideomycetes, Pleosporales, Didymosphaeriaceae. Gene Ontology annotation, molecular function: flavin adenine dinucleotide binding; proline dehydrogenase activity; sarcosine oxidase activity.
AUCCAUCAGACGAUUCGAUGCAGGGCUAAAAAUUGUGUUGUCCUCUUGCUAGUCUGUAUAUACUUGUACAUACCAACCAAAUAUAUUAAUGUUGCAUCAUGCCGUCCUCAUAUGAUACCCUUUCGUCUGUGCUUAUCAUCGGAAGCGGUGCUUUCGGCCUCUCCACCGCCUGGGCGCUCUGCAGAAAUCCUCAGUACAAAAACACUUCAAUUACCGUAGUAGACAGGAAUUCGUUCCCUUCCACGGACGGCUCGAGUGUCGACUCGUCACGCAUCAUCCGCCCCGAUUAUGCCGCCGCACCCUACGCCCGCCUCGCAAGUGUUGCACAGAAUCGCUGGCGCACCGACUUCGCCCCUGAACACUACCAUGAGACGGGCCUCUGCUUGACUGCAUGUGGCCCCGAGCAGAAGUAUGUGGGCGACUCGCUGGCCAACGUCCAGAAUAUCGGGACCGACAAGAUCGAAGUACUGGACUCUGCAAAAGACAUCGCAAGAGUGUGCGGACUGGAACGCACCCUCGAUGAUGCGUGCGGCAGCACAGGAUACGUGAACUGGAGCUCUGGCUGGGCCGAUGCGGAAGGCGCGAUGGUCUGGCUGCGGAAGGAAGUGAACAAGUUCAACCGCGUGAACUUCGUAGUCGCAUCGGUCAAGAGACUCCUCUUCGACUUCGACAGCAACACCGUCUCGGGCGCCACCCUGAGCGACGGUUCCGAACUCCGCGCAGAUCUCACCAUCUUAGCUGCAGGCGCCUGGUCCGCCUCCCUCAUCGACCUGCGCGGCAUCUGCAAGUCUACAGGACAAGUCCUCUGCUACAAGCCCAUCUCCGCGGAUGAAGAAGCCGCCCUUGCGAACCGGCCCACUAUUCUCAACCUCUCCAACGCACUCUUCAUGAUACCCCCGAGCAGAGGCAAAGUAAAGAUCGCCCGCCACGGCCACGGCUACCUCAACCCCACUACCAUCCCACACCCUGAGUCACAAGACCCCAAUGAAAAGAUCACCGUAUCGCUCCCCUACACACACGUCACAGACCCUAACCUGGUCAUACCCGCCGAAGGCCGCCGCGCCUGCAACGACUUCCUGGCCUCCAUUCACCCGUCUCUCGCCGUGCCCUCGCGCCCAUUCACGACCACGCGUCUAUGCUGGUACACCGAUACGCGUGACGGCGACUUCCUCAUCACGUACCACCCGAAGUAUAAAGGGCUCUUCAUCGCGACAGGUGGCAGUGGGCAUGGAUUCAAGUUCUUGCCUGUUAUUGGAGAUAGUAUCCUGGAAUGUGUGGAGGGAAGGACGCCUGAGGAGUUCAAGGAGAGAUGGCGGUGGCCUGAGGACCGGGUACCGGAGGAGGAGUGGGCGGGAGACGGGUCGCGGGGUGGGCCCGUCGGGAUGGUGCUGGAAGAGGAGUUUAGGAAGGGAGAGGCGAAGCUGUAGGGCGCGAGUGGAAGAGUGUUGCCAUGUACAUCUCAUGGUGGCGUUGGUAAUCUUGCAUAUAGAUUGCAGCGAGCGUACUUUUGGCGCCUUAUCCCAGUAGAAUAUAGAUGACUCAAGGUGCAUUUUAUGUCAAGCUUAUCUUCCUCUUCCC